UAUCAAGUAGAGAAUCAUGUACCUCAAAAAUAAUACUACUCCAUUGAGGAAAUAUGGCAACCUAUUCAUUAUGUGCAAGGAAAUUACUUGUAGUCUACUACUUGUUCAUUAUCUCUUCUUGUUGCAAGAUUAGUUUUUCACAUGGAAGAAAUAUCAACGCUAGUUUCAGAGUUAAAGCUGUUAAUCUUGGAGGCUGGCUUUUUACUGAAGGAUGGAUUAAACCUUCUCUUUUUGAUGGCAUCCCCAACAAAGAUUUUCUGGAUGGAACAGGAUUGCAAUUCAAAUCAGUAACUGUGGGGAAAUAUUUGUGUGCUGAGUUAGGAGGAGGAAAUAUUAUUGUUGCUAACAGAACAGCUGCUUCUGGAUGGGAAACAUUCAAAAUUUGGAGGAUAAACAGCACAACUUUUAACUUUAGGGUAUUUAACAAAGAAUUUGUGGGAAUUGAUGGAAGUGGAAAUGUGGUAGCAGUGGAAAACAAACCUGGCCUUUCAGAGACUUUCGAGAUUGUGAGAAAUUCAGAUGAUCCAAGCCGUGUUAGGAUAAAAUCAACAAAUGGUUUCUUCCUGCAGGUAAAAACAGAGGAGCUUGUAACAGCUGAUCAUAAUGGAGGAAAUGGAGGAUGGGGUGAUGAUGAUCCCUCUGUUUUCAUCAUGAAAACUAGUGGAAAGCUUGAAGGAGAAUUUCAAAUAACUAAUGGCUAUGGUCCAAUCAUGGCACCACAAGUUAUGAGGGAACACUGGAACACAUUUAUAGUAGAAGAAGAUUUCAGUUUCAUAAAAAGCAAUGGACUGAAUGCAGUGAGAAUUCCAGUUGGAUGGUGGAUUGCUAGUGACCCAACACCCCCAAAGCCCUAUGUUGGAGGCUCAUUGCAAGCCUUAGACAAUGCCUUUCUCUGGGCCAGGAAGUAUGGACUUAAAGUAAUAAUAGAUCUGCAUGCUGCACCUGGUUCUCAAAAUCCUUGGGAGCACAGUUCCAACAGAGAUGGUACUAUAGAGUGGGGAAAAACUGAUGAAACCAUUCAACAAACAGUUGAAGUAAUUGAUUUCCUAACUGCCAGGUAUGCCAAGAAUCCAAGCCUAUAUGCAGUGGAAUUAAUCAAUGAGCCACUAGCUCCUGAAGUUACAUUAGACAUGGUCAAAAAAUACUAUCAAGCAGGAUAUAAUGCAGUCCGUAAACAUUCUUCGACAGCAUAUGUGGUUAUGUCCAACAGAUUAGGAUCUGCAGAUUCAACUGAACUUUUGACAUUUGCCAGUGGCUUAAAGGGAUCUGUAAUUGAUGUUCAUUACUACAACCUUUUCUCUAGCAUGUUUGACAACAUGUCUGUCCAGCAAAAUCUUGAUUUUGUCAACACUAACCGUUCUGCUGAGCUCAAUACUGUUACCCAAUCUAAUGGUCCUCUCACUUUUGUUGGGGAAUGGGUUGCUGAAUGGCAAAUUAGAGACGCAACAAAGGAGGAUUACCAAAAAUUUGCCAAGGCUCAAUUGGAAGUGUUCGGACGUGCAACAUUUGGUUGGGCUUAUUGGACAUUAAAAAAUGUUAACAACCAUUGGAGUAUGGAGUGGAUGAUCAAGAAUGGCUACAUCAAGCUUUAAUAUUUAUAGAUUAUUGCCUUAUUAAUAAUCACAUUGGGUCAACCCAAUUUUCUCAAUGUCAAAGCCAUUAUAUUUGGAUAGUAGUUAAUAUAAGGUACUUUAGAAAGAUGUUAUUAAUCAUAAAUUUUGAGGAAACACCUCAAAAAAUCAACUCG
This is a messenger RNA of Lycium ferocissimum, 1747 nucleotides long. Its product is annotated as probable glucan 1,3-beta-glucosidase A. NCBI's taxonomy places the organism in Eukaryota, Viridiplantae, Streptophyta, Magnoliopsida, Solanales, Solanaceae. Gene Ontology annotation, biological process: establishment or maintenance of cell polarity; actin filament bundle assembly; cell migration. Bases 54 to 1592 code for a protein of 512 amino acids. Gene Ontology annotation, molecular function: hydrolase activity, hydrolyzing O-glycosyl compounds; actin filament binding. Gene Ontology annotation, cellular component: actin cytoskeleton; cytoplasm. The record is from RefSeq and is a predicted model, not a curated record. The transcript is spliced from 8 exons.